Molecule: messenger RNA, 1035 nt
Organism: Anolis carolinensis (green anole)
Lineage: Eukaryota; Metazoa; Chordata; Lepidosauria; Squamata; Anolidae
Gene: rmp24
Product: chromosome 6 C18orf21 homolog
Exons: 6
Coding region: 184-774 (196 amino acids)
Source: RefSeq, a predicted model, not a curated record
GCAGGAGUGCCUUCCGGUUCUGACGUCACUAAUAUUGGAGCGGAAAAUUGAAGUGUUUCUUCGGGGAGGGAGAAGGCCGUGAGUGCGAACCGGGCUUGAAGAAGCGGCGGGCGCUUCGUUGGAUUCCGGGCGGAGAAAAGUAUUAGGCUGAAGAGGAAGAGAUUUCCCUCUCCCGUCCAAGAAAUGGGGAGACAUCAUUUUUUGGAACUUGCAGCACAGCAACUGGCCCAGACCUGCCCAGGCCAAGCACGCUUUUUGCGAUGGACACUGAGCAACAUAGAAGGCAAGAAACAGGAGAAUGCUGGCCGGGUCUGCGUGUUCUGUUACCAGUUGCUUCUUCCUGGUAAUUACAGGGUCCGUCUAAUGCCCAAAAUAAAAAUAACUCCCCGGAUAGAGAAAUUACUUUACCGGGAAAGGAAGAACUACAGACUCAAUUUAAAACAAACAAAGAUUUUGAAGAAGUACAAAGAAUCAACAAAUGUUCUGUUAAUAACCUGCAAUGUGUGUGGAAAAACAGCAAGACAUAAAGGAAGCAGUAGGAGGACGUCAUGGAACAAAACUACCCCUGCCAGCCGCAGUCAGCCUGGAUCGAAAAGAGAGACUCCAUUCUCAAGUCCUAGAAUUUCUACAUCUGGACAAUCAACUCCUGGCUCCUCCUCCAGAACGCCCAAAAAUGCCAAAGCCCACUUCACACAAUUGAAAAGACUGCUUUGCCUUGAAGAAGAGAAACAAACUAAUAAGAAGGGCCUGAAAAGCUUCUUGUUGUCACUUUAGAAUUUUAACAUUAUUAUGUUAUAUUUGUAGCUGAUUAAAGGAGUCUAUCAUUAGUCUGUUAAUAAAAAUAUCUUCUUAGGAAGAGAACACCAGUGGGUAAAUACACAUAAUGUGCCUCUCUAAAGGAGCAGUUGUUGACGUUUUCUAUUCCUUCCCAAGCAUUGCUAAAUGUAUGCAGCAGCACUGCUUGUUGUAUAUUGUCUGUACAAGUGCUCAUAUAUUCUAUUUAAUUUUUUUUAAAUAAGAAUUUUCAACACUGCA